AUGGAUGAUUUGGCGUUACUUGAUCUUCUGGAGUGUCCCGUGUGUUUUGAAAAGCUCGAUGUCACAGCCAAAGUCCUCCCCUGCCAGCACACCUUUUGUAAACCAUGUCUACAGAGGAUAUUCAAAGCACGAAAGGAACUGAGGUGCCCAGAAUGCAGAACCCUUGUCUUCUGCGGUAUUGAGGAGCUCCCAGCCAACUUGCUCUUGGUGCGUCUCCUGGAUGGCGUCCGAUCGGGUCAGAGCAUGGUGAGAGCAGGCUCCAUCCGAAGACCUGGCAUAUUGACCUCUCAGGACCCAAGCAGGAAAACUAGGACAGAUCCCAGAGGCUCACAGCCUAGUCCAUACCGACUGACUCCCAAUGUCCGAAUCCACAUGGAUGGGGUGCCAAGAGCAAAAGCCCUAUGCAAUUACAGAGGGCAGAACCCAAGUGACUUGAGUUUCAACAAGGGAGAUAUCAUCCUCCUUCGAAGACAGCUUGAUGAAAACUGGUACCAGGGAGAGAUCGAUGGCAUCAGUGGAAUCUUCCCCACCAGCUCAGUAGAGAUCAUUAAGCAGCUUCCACAACCUCCCCCACUCUGCCGGGCUCUUUACAACUUUGAUUUGAGAGAUAAAGACAAAAGUGAGAACCAAGACUGUCUGACUUUCCUCAAGGAUGAUGUUAUCACCGUGAUUAGCCGGGUUGAUGAGAAUUGGGCGGAAGGCAAAUUAGGUGAUAAAGUCGGCAUCUUCCCCAUCUUGUUUGUAGAGCCAAACCUCACUGCAAGACAUCUGCUAGAGAAGGGCAGAAACCAUCGGUCAUCCCACAUAAAGAGCAUGUCUCUGAGAUCCUCUUCUCCUAGAAGCAAAGUGGCAGAAUCACCAGCCUUCAAUCGGGUCAUGGACUCUAGGAGGAAGAACCCAAGACAAUUCUCCAUCAUGACAGCCUUGAAUACCCUCAACAGAAUGGUCCAUUCGCCUACAGGGCAACAGAUGGUGGAAAUCAGCUCCCCUGUGCUCAUCAGCUCCAGCAAUCCUUCUGUGGCAGCUCAGAAUUUUGAGAAGGUGGAGCUCCCACCUAACAGCCCUGUCCAGGAACAUCCGACUGUGGUUCCAUGCUCUCUUGGGAAUUCACAGUGUCCUCUGCCUUCUCAGGUCAGCACUUACUACAACACAUCUGGAUCCCUGGGACACUCUGCCGGGAUUGUCAACCUUCCCUAUUCCCAGCAACACAUAUCAGCUAAUAUGUUCGUUGCUCUGCAUUCUUAUUCAGCCCAUGGACCAGAUGAAUUAGAUCUUCAAAAAGGAGAAGGCAUCCGGGUCCUUGGAAAGUACCAUGAGGGCUGGCUUAAGGGUGUAUCCUUGGUCACCGGAAGAGUUGGGAUCUUCCCAAACAACUAUGUUGUUCCUAUUUUCAGGAAGACAUCUGGUUUUCCAGAUUCCAGGACUCCUCUCUAUGCCACGUGGACAUUAUCCACCUCUUCAGUUUCAUCCCAAGGGAGUAUCUCAGACAAUGAUCCCAGACAAGGCCAUCCCUUUAAAUCAGUCUUUGUGCCAACAGCUGUAGUCAACCCAGUAAGAAACCCCGGUGGACCAGGAGCCUUUGGACAGAGUUCUCUUCGGAAAGUACGGAGCAGCAUGAGAAAAAAUGGAUCGCUUCAGAGACCAUCCCUGUCUGGGGCCCCAAGCGCCAUUGUUGGCUCCCUCCGACGGACCCCAACUGUUUCAGUUCGAACCCAUCCAUUCACAUCUUAUCAGUCCAAAUCCAUCGCUCCACCACCUCCAACUGCCACUGUGAUUGAGGUUGGUACAAGGCCUUCUCCAACCAGUGAGUCUGCCAUCAUUUUUGGAAGCAGAGGCACUGAUAGCAAGAACCAUUCAGCCGCCAGCUCCAUCAUUGUGGAAACCAAAGAAGCCCCAGUCAAGAGUGAACCUCCCAUAAAGCCACCUGCAUCGGCUCCACCAUCCAUCCUAGUGAAACCAGAGAACUCCAAAGCCGGCACUGAAAAGCAAGUCAAAACAGUGAGAUUUCAGAACUACAGCCCUCCUCCACCCAAACACCACAGCUUCCAUUCUACCUCUGGCAAACCUGAUCCGGUGGCCAUCUCCAAAGGCUCCCAGGCAGAGACAGGCCCUUUGUGCCAAGAGAUGACAACCUUAUUUGUCCAUCGAAGUGGAUCCCAUUCUGGGCAACAGACAGACCACAGGAGAAAACCAAAGUAUUCAAAGCCCAUAGCUCCAGUACUCCCUGCCUCUGACAUAGCCAUCAUACCCAGCAAGUGA
Molecule: messenger RNA, 2259 nt
Organism: Trichosurus vulpecula (common brushtail)
Lineage: Eukaryota; Metazoa; Chordata; Mammalia; Diprotodontia; Phalangeridae
Gene: SH3RF2
Product: SH3 domain containing ring finger 2
Exons: 10
Coding region: 1-2259 (752 amino acids)
Biological process (GO): protein ubiquitination; positive regulation of proteasomal ubiquitin-dependent protein catabolic process; negative regulation of apoptotic process
Cellular component (GO): nucleoplasm
Molecular function (GO): protein phosphatase 1 binding; metal ion binding; ubiquitin protein ligase activity
Source: RefSeq, a predicted model, not a curated record